Molecule: messenger RNA, 1491 nt
Organism: Linnemannia hyalina
Lineage: Eukaryota; Fungi; Mortierellomycota; Mortierellomycetes; Mortierellales; Mortierellaceae
Source: the annotation of a GenBank genome assembly
AUGGCAACUACUCCAACUCGGAGCCGUGAGAGGUCACUUUUGACUCUGGUUGACACCCAACGCCACCAGCCUGACCUGAGUAGGAGUAUAGAUACUGCUCAGCAACCUAUAUCCCCAUCAAGUUCAGCAAAGCAGAGGAAGGCGCUUUCCAGGAUCACAACUUCGCCGCGCACGAUGGUCAUGGAUGCUGAUUCCAGUUCUGGUGGUCCGAGUGGCUCGAGGCCGCAACGCCAGCAGCAGCAGCAGCAGCAGGAGGAAGGAGAGGAGGAGGUGACUGAGGAAGGAGGCAAAGACAAUGCGGACGAAACUCACGCGCCUGGAUCUCCCACAUUUGCGGCAGUGGAGACUACAGAGGAGGAUGACGAAGCAACAGUAACCGACAGUCCGUUUUUGGUCUUCUCGCCUAGAAUGAUCAAUGUCCGGAGACAAGGAGGAGGAUACAAGGAAUCAGGACUCAAUUGCACUACACCCACACGGCCGAGACAUGGAGAGGCCAACAACUGGAUCGGUGAUCUGUUCUCUCGAGGAAGGGUGACGCGAUCCCGGCGGACGCAGGACGAUGCACUUGUUGAGUUGGAUCAUAAUAAUAAUGUGGCCCGGAGAGAAGUCGAGGAUGCUGAUGAGGAUGGAGAUGAGGAUGAUGACGACGUGGGGGAUGUAUCGAGGAGUGGCAGUGGGUUCAGGUCGCCGGUGACACCAAGAUCGCAGUUUGGUCGGUGGAAGUUUGAUAUUAUGAUGAAGCAGUCGACGAUGAAGCUGCCUAAGCUGAGUGGUGAGGAUGCAGUAACGGUGGAAGAAGAUCAUGGCAAUGAUGAUGGCGACGAGGACGAUAGGGAAGCGGAUGAAGAUGACGAGGGUGAUGUGAGCGACGAUACGCAGUGGCCUUUUGGAAAGAGUCACAUCGAAUCGGAUCCUUCGACACCCAAACGGAGACCUUCCAAGAUACCCGGAGGACGCUUCAUGAGCCCAACUUCUCCGACAUUCCGGGACAGUGGCUGCGAUGAUAGAGAAGUGGUCGAGGACGACGGCGAGGGGGAUGAAGAAGAUGUCGCGGGAUCAGAUCAGGAUGAUGAUGCAUCUAAAGACGACAGUCGCACCUUGGAUUCACUCUCCAAAAGCCAACAGGAACAAAUCGCAGAAAGCGGUGACAAUGGCAUAGGUAGCAGUAGUAGUAGCAGUAGCAGUAACUGGAGCGGGAUGUUAAAACCGCACAACCUAAACCUACGACACCUUGGAGGACUUCCUUCCAGUCCCUCAGAGAGCUCAUCCGCAUCAUUUCACACCCCACCUCGGAAACGAACCCGCAAGGAUCUCGACGACAGCUACGGGCUCCGUCAACCCCCUCCAGCACCCAAACUGAUAUCGCCAGAGCAGGUGCUCCAGUUUUUCCCGACACACUCGCAGAGUCCUAGUGUUCUCAGGAGUCUUCAACUUCGCCGUGGGGCUUCAACCCUCGAUGGGUCUUUCAACCACUCGUCUUCGGAUCGUUAG